Messenger RNA from Xylaria bambusicola, 2145 nucleotides. Its product is annotated as amidase signature domain-containing protein. Bases 345 to 2051 code for a protein of 568 amino acids. The record is from RefSeq and is a predicted model, not a curated record. The transcript is spliced from 7 exons. Lineage: Eukaryota; Fungi; Ascomycota; Sordariomycetes; Xylariales; Xylariaceae.
AUGGCAGCAAAAGGAUUAUUGGAGAGCGCUGUUUUCGAAAGAUAAGGCUUGGAAUUCACACGCCAAUGCGAACACAGCGGCGGCUAUCAUUGACCCCCACGGUAUCGUACUCUGCAAUCGGAAGAGCCCAAUCUCAAGACAUGCACAUGCAUUGUCACGCUCGCACCUCGCUCGCCGGUUCACGCAGUCACACCGGUUUCCCCGCUAUGUGCUCAGUUUAAAUCGAUAUGAUCCGCAUGUAUCUUAGAGAAUCGGCGUGCCUGAGUUUUGAUGCCGCCCCUUCCUGAUAGAUUAUACGACCCCAAGUCAAUAUCUAUACUCUUUUGUGGAAUCGUAGCUUCACCAUGCCAGCCACUAUAACAACAGCUUCUGGUGCAACCUGGGAGGAGGUAGCCGCAGAUCGGCAGCGGCAUCGUGACAUCAGUUUAGCAUCGUUUAAACCAUCCCCCCUUAAUCUACCGACAGGCAGCAUACCAGUUGAUACAUCAGCUAUCCCCAGAUCCGUACUCGCAGCCCAGGAUGUAGAAAUCACAGAGAAGAACGUAGAGGACUUGGUCCCGAUGCUUGCUUCAGGUCAAUGGAGCGCAAAAACAGUCGUCCAAGCCUUCAUGCGGCGAGCCGCUCUAGCACAGCAGCUCGCGAACUGCGUGACGGAGCUGCUCCCUGAACAGGCCCUUAAGAGAGCAGCCGAGCUAGACGACCAUCUUGCUGCCACGGGGAAACCUAUUGGUCCACUGCAUGGCGUCCCGAUCAGUGUCAAGGAGCACAUCAUGAUGAAAGGCCUCGAUUCAAACGCCGGUUUCGUCGGCUGGGUGGGCAGGGUCGCCGAGGAGGACGCGCAUAUCUUGCAGAUCCUCUGGGCUGCGGGUGCCGUGUUUUAUGUACGGACUACGCAGCCCCAGACGCUUAUGCAUCUCGAGACGAGCAAUAAUCUGUACGGUGCCACGGUAAAUCCUUACAACACAACCCUCACGGCCGGUGGGUCGUCCGGCGGCGAAGGCGCAUUGGUAGGUCUCCGGGGCUCUGUGCUAGGCAUCGGAACGGAUAUAGGCGGAUCGAUACGGUCCCCGGCCGCUAAUAACGGCGUCUUCGGAUUCAAACCCACGGCGCUGCGACUCCCUGUGGGCGGAUGGGCCCUCACGAUGGCGGGUGCCGACCAUAUUCUUCCGACUAUUGGGCCGCUAUGCACGAGUCUUGAGGGUGUCUUGCUCUUCGUCCGUACGAUUUUGCACGCGAGCCCGUGGCUUAAGGAGCCCAGUCUGAUCCCGAUUCCGUGGAAGGACGAGGUCAAACCAAGGGCUGGAAAUGGGGCCAAGCUGAGGGUCGGAGUCAUAUGGGAUGACGGCGUCGUGAGGCCUCACCCUCCUGUUGCGGCUGCCCUGUCGCAAGUCGUCGAGAAGUUACGGGGUAGCGACGAGAUAGAAGUCGUAGACUGGCAGUGCUACAAGCAUGAUUUGGCGUGGGAGAUUAUCGCAAAGCUAUAUUUCUGCGACGGAGGCGCGGAAGAAAAGGCCGCCGUCAACGCUUCCGGGGAACCCUUUCGACCCCUAUCAAAAUGGAUUCUAGAAGAGAAUCCACACGUGCGGGAACACACGAUUCCAACUCUCUGGAAAGCACAUCAAGAGCGCGAUGCCUAUAGGGCUUCAUACGCCGCCCUCUGGAACGAGCAAGGCGUCGAUGUCAUUCUGUGUCCAGUCGGCCCAGGCGUCGCGCCUAAACUCGAUACCUCUCGAUACUGGGGAUACACAGCACAGUGGAAUCUCCUCAAUUACCCAGCCAUCGUAUUCCCCACGGGCGCCAAAGUCGGGCGUGAUACUCCAGGAGUAAGAGUAGGGGCAGAAGAUCUCGGCACGCACGAAUACCCGGCCGAUUACAAGCCCUUGAGCGAAGCUGAUGCGUAUAAUUAUGGCUUGUGGAAGGACAAUGGCGUUCAAGGAUAUGAUGGCGCGCCUGUGUCGUUGCAGCUCGUUGGGCGGAUGUACGAAGAUGAGAAAUUGCUUCGGGCUCUGGAUGUCUUGCUCGACGCGGCUGGGUUGGCGAAGACGUGCUGAGUAAGUGGGCUAGCUAGGUGAAGGGAUGCUGGAUGUCAUUUAGCGAUGAUGCGGAUAUUAAUAUGUUAUCACGUCUACUCCGUGGUAUUGAAUU